UAUUUUUAUAUAUAAUUUUUAAUCUCUCUCUACCAUUGUUUGUCAUAUAUGGCCUUUAUUUCAGUCUAUAAAUGACGCACAAUUCACUUCAUUUGAACUCCCUCAGCUCCAAUUCUUUUUUCCUUUUCUGCAACAUUCUCUUUUCCUGUGAAGAAAGGUAACCAACCAAGAAACCAUGACUAUGGAGGAGUUGGGUUUGGGUUGGUCUUUAUAUCAAGAGGCUUCUCAGCAAAACAUAAGCGCGUUAAAUUAUAAGCUGCAGCGCACCAAAGUUGAGCUGGAAUCAGUGAAAAUGGAGGCAAAGGCACAAAUGGAAAAGAAUGAGGAGUACCUGAGAAGUUUACUUGAUUUCUUAAAAACUGCAUUGAAAGAAAGAGAUGAAGCAAGAAAUCAGCUGCAGAAAGUUCAGUUUAUGUUUAGUCUACCUCAAACUGAAAGUCCUAUCUUAAUGCCUUCUGCCAAAGCAAACUCAAGCAUAACAGAAUCUAAUAGUCUUUCUGAGACUUACAAUCACCAUUCUCAUGGCUCUUCUCCUGUUGAAUCGUUUUUUGAUGCUGCUGCUGUUUCUUCACCAGAAUUUUCCAACAUUAAUAUGGAUGACUCAAGCCAAAUGGGGUUCUCCAUGUCCUCUGUUCCUGCCCCACUUAACAUUGAUCCGGCUUCUGUUGUGAUUGAGAAUCUUUCCAAAGGAAAACCUCUGCCUGAGAAAGGAAAACUGUUGCAGGCUGUUUUGGGUGCUGGUACACUCCUUCAUAAUCUUCUCUUGGCUGGGCCUCUUCCGAGUUGGCGCAACCCGCCUCCCUUGCAACCCUUCAAGAUUCCUCCAGUUUCCAUUAAAGGUACCGGUGAAGGUUCUUCAGGGUAUAAUCAGAAACCAGUUGACAACUCCUAUGUGCCUCAAAAGGCUGUUCAAUAUUCACAGUCAUGCUCAGCCUCCAUGUUGAAUUUCUCUGGUGGCACUUCUAGUUCUAGCCUUAAUAAUUCUACUGUGUUGUCUAUGAGUUCCAGUUAUAAUGACCAGAUACCUAUUGUGAAACGGCAAAGACUCCAUUGAAAUCAUUUUAGUCUUGGUUCUUCUUGUAAAAAUGGAAAAAGAAAACCAGAUCUCUCAGGUUGAUGUUGAUGUAAAUGGGAUACUUUUAUUCUUAUGGUUUUGAUCUUUAAAUGGCGUAGCAUUAAGUCUUUAGUAGUUUAUAUGUCGUUUGAGUCAUUUGUAAAUCAUAUUGUUUGUCAAAUUUGUUAAGCCCUUUUCGGCUAAAGGUUCAAUUUUAUUUUCGACACUACCUCGUUUUUAGAUUUAUUCUAUAAUUUAAUU
Molecule: messenger RNA, 1315 nt
Organism: Cannabis sativa
Lineage: Eukaryota; Viridiplantae; Streptophyta; Magnoliopsida; Rosales; Cannabaceae
Exons: 2
Coding region: 176-1054 (292 amino acids)
Source: RefSeq, a predicted model, not a curated record